AUGAAUGGCUACAGUGAGAGCGACGAGGAGGAUAACAACCCAUUCGCCGGAACCAAUCAUCUAUAUGCAUCAGGGAUAGCGGCUGUUCCUGAGGGCCAAGACGAUUUUGUUCCUCCCACAAUACUAGCAGACGUACAAGAGAAAGAGGAGACAAGGGAUGAAUUAAUGAGCCAAUUGUUUGGCGAUGUAAUAGACAAAAGUAAGCACAUUGAUUUAGACGAUUCAGAGGCUGCUGGUGAAACUUGGCAAUCUGAACCGCAUGAAGUGGAUCCGCCGUUUUUGAACAAAAAUAGAUCUCCGGAUUCAGGCCGUAUUCCGUCCUUCUACUUGCCGGUAGAAGGUCAAAAGGUCAAUAUUGUAGAUGCAGGCCAUUUUCGGGAUGCUUACGGCAAAUAUGCUAUCGGAUACACGAUUGAAUUUGAGGGGAAGCAGGUCGUACGGCGCUAUUCUGAAUUCGACACAUUGAGACAUGCUUUGCACCGGCUUUUGCCCACUGUUAUUGUUCCUCCCAUUCCUUCGAAACAUCCACUAAUAAGGUACUUUUUGAAUCCUUUAAGCGCCGAAAAAGAUAUUCGGAUAAUCGACCGAAGAAAAAGGUUGUUAUCGCUAUUUCUCAACAAUUGCUACUCAGUACGCGAGGUUCGAGAACACAUAGUAUUUUUGAAAUUUUUGGACCCUGAGCAGACUUGGAGAAACGUUAUAAAUUCUCCGCCAAUUUCGAUUAUUCCUGCUAACAAUCUCUUGGCCCCACCCUUGCAACCAACGAAGCCAAGUCCUCUGCAUUUGCUACUUCCAAGUACCGCUCCAAACAACAAUGCCUUGGAACCAAUAGACAAAGAUGAUAAUGUAUGGGACCAAGAGGAAAGAUUCAAAGAAUACGAGUUGAUGCUCAGGAAUUUUGAGAAAGUAUUAAAUCCCUUGGAGAAAAAUUCCAAGCAAAAUAGGAUCCACUUUCAAGCACUUGCGUCAUCGCUGGCCGAACUUGGCGCUUAUUAUAAUGCUUUCAGCUUGGAGGGGAAUAUCCUUACGAUUCAAGAAAAUUUGCAGCAAAUUGAUGAGCUAUCUAAAGGAAUUGAAAAGGUUGGACAGGCCAUUGAUGUUACGUACGUGAGCUCAGAAAUUGUUUCAGAACAGAUCACAAUACUUAUAGAAGAACCUGUAGCCGAGAUGAUACAAUCAAUUGUCGAGGCGCGACACGUCUUGCAUUUUAGGGAGCAAAAAAUGGGUCAGUAUCGGGUAGUUGACUCCACUAUCAAGAGACGCAAAUUGCGAAUAAAGAAUCUUGAAGCCGCUCAAGAGCAGAUGCUGAGACUGGAGGAAGCUCUGCGAAAAAAUGCCGAAGAAUCACCCACCGUAGCACAAGCGGUCAAAAAUAUGGAUGGUCAAGUCACUACACCCGGCGCGUUAACUCCAGCAAACUCCAACUUGCAAGCAAGCACUAGAAACGCGAGAAGUGGAAAUGGAGCUGGUUGGACGGGACUGUUCAAGUCAAGAAAAUCUCGGAGUAUAAGUUCCCGAAGACCUCGUUCCUCGUCGAAUGCCCACGAGCUUGAACCGCAUUUGCUAACUGACGAAGAGCGAAAAGAAGAAGUGACUAAGAUCUCACAAGAGCUACAAAAACUGAAUGAUUGUUUCAAACUUAUCGCCAAAGAUGUAACUCAGGUGAAUGAGUCGGUCAAUGACAGCCUAAGUCACCUUAUUCACUACUUAAAAGAGAGAUGUGCUAUGAUUCUCAAAUCGUUUGCUCAUGUGCUCUUAGUUUGGCUCAAAGACUCACUGGUAGCAUGGCAAAAUGCUAGAGCGUUAAUUGAAGGUAUCAAGGUGUCAUCUUAA
Lachancea nothofagi CBS 11611 is the source of this 1833-nucleotide messenger RNA. Lineage: Eukaryota; Fungi; Ascomycota; Saccharomycetes; Saccharomycetales; Saccharomycetaceae. The record is from the annotation of a GenBank genome assembly.